This is a messenger RNA of Ilex paraguariensis (yerba mate), 397 nucleotides long. The record is from the annotation of a GenBank genome assembly. Lineage: Eukaryota; Viridiplantae; Streptophyta; Magnoliopsida; Aquifoliales; Aquifoliaceae.
AUGGCUUUGUUGUGGUGUUGGUGGUUAUGGGUGACAAACACUAAUGGGAAAUGGAGUUGGUGUUUGUGGGUGGUGUAUGCUAAUGGGAAGUGGUGUUGGGGUGACGUUUUGGAUAAGGAUGGCCACUGGAAGCCUGCACAUGAGAAAAUUGGUGUGGUUGAUUCACAAUGGGUUGUUCAUCAAGUAAUUCCUUCUCUUGGGAGUCAGCCUGCACAUGAGAAAAUUGGUGUGGUUGAUUCACAAUGGGUUGUUCAUCAAGUAAUUCCUUCUCUUGGGAGUCAGGAAUUAUACUUCCGUGAAUGGUGCUUUUGCUUUCUUGAAACUGGAGAAUGCCAUAUUUGCUUCAAAUUAUGCUCAAGGAAUUGGUUUGUGCCUAGUUCGUGAUCUUUUGAGUUGA